AGCAGGAGCGGAGGGGCGCCCGGCCGGCUGCGGUCGGUGCGGAGGCUGAGCCGGCCGCGGGCGCGACUGGAGGCAGUUUCUGUUACUAUGGCAAUGACGGCAGGGACUACAACAACCUUUCCUAUGAGCAACCAUACCCGGGAAAGAGUGACUGUAGCCAAGCUCACAUUGGAAAAUUUUUACAGCAAUCUAAUUUUACAGCAUGAAGAAAGAGAAACCAGGCAGAAGAAAUUAGAAGUGGCCAUGGAAGAAGAAGGAUUAGCAGAUGAAGAGAAAAAAUUACGCCGAUCACAACAUGCUCGCAAGGAAACAGAGUUUUUACGGCUCAAGAGGACCAGGCUUGGCUUGGAUGACUUUGAGUCUCUGAAAGUUAUAGGAAGAGGAGCUUUUGGAGAGGUACGGCUGGUCCAAAAAAAAGAUACAGGACAUAUCUAUGCAAUGAAGAUAUUGAGAAAGGCUGAUAUGCUUGAAAAAGAACAGGUGGCACAUAUCCGAGCAGAAAGAGAUAUUUUGGUGGAAGCAGAUGGUGCCUGGGUGGUGAAGAUGUUUUACAGUUUUCAGGAUAAGAGGAACCUUUAUCUCAUCAUGGAAUUUCUACCUGGAGGUGACAUGAUGACAUUGUUAAUGAAGAAGGAUACCUUGACAGAAGAGGAAACACAGUUCUACAUUUCAGAGACUGUUCUGGCAAUAGAUGCAAUCCACCAGUUGGGCUUCAUCCAUCGGGAUAUCAAGCCAGACAACCUCUUAUUGGAUGCCAAGGGACAUGUAAAAUUAUCUGAUUUUGGUUUAUGCACGGGGUUAAAGAAAGCUCACAGGACUGAAUUCUACAGAAAUCUUACACACAACCCACCAAGUGACUUCUCAUUUCAGAACAUGAACUCAAAGAGGAAAGCGGAAACAUGGAAGAAAAACAGGAGACAACUGGCAUAUUCCACAGUUGGGACACCAGAUUACAUUGCUCCAGAAGUCUUUAUGCAGACUGGUUACAACAAGUUGUGUGACUGGUGGUCUUUGGGAGUGAUUAUGUAUGAAAUGUUAAUAGGCUAUCCACCUUUCUGCUCCGAAACGCCUCAAGAAACAUACAGAAAAGUGAUGAAUUGGAAAGAAACUCUAGUAUUUCCUCCAGAAGUACCUAUUUCUGAGAAAGCCAAGGAUUUAAUUCUCAGAUUUUGUACUGAUUCUGAAAAUAGAAUUGGGAAUAGUGGAGUAGAAGAAAUAAAAAGUCACCCCUUUUUUGAAGGCGUAGACUGGGGGCAUAUAAGGGAAAGGCCAGCAGCAAUCCCUAUAGAAAUCAAGAGCAUUGAUGACACUUCAAAUUUUGAUGACUUCCCUGAAUCUGAUAUCUUACAACCAGUGCCAAAUACCACAGAACCAGACUAUAAAUCCAAAGACUGGGUCUUUCUCAAUUAUACCUACAAAAGGUUUGAAGGGUUGACUCAGCGUGGCUCUAUCCCCACCUACAUGAAAGCUGGGAAAUUAUGAAUGAAGAUCACAGUCACCCAUAACCAAGAGAACUCAGGUAGCUGCAUCACCAGGCUUGCUUGGCAUAGGUAACAAGACACUGAAAUACCCUGAAGAUGGUGGUGCUUAUUGACUACAAGAGGAAAUUCUACAGGAUUAGGAUUUCUAAGACUACUACAGGAAUUGGUUGGCAGUGCCAGCUGGCUUUUUUUUUUUAAUAUUUUAUUGAUUUUGUUAACUUUAUUAUACGAAGGUACUGGAAUAAAAGGAACGUACAUCCCUUUGUAACUGCACUGCCUACAUGCGUAUUAAGGUCCAUUCUGCCUGUGUGUGCUUUGGCUUUGAACUGUAACACCUCUAAUCAAUUCAGGAGAAAUACAUAUCAUUUAAAGCAGCAUAGGCUAACCUGUAGGUAACACUGCAGUAUUGCUGACUCACUGCAAAUCUUAUGGGUCUAGAAAAUCAGUAAAAGCCAUCUUCCAUAGUUAGAACAUUUGCCCUAUUGGUUUGGACAUCUGUAGAAUAUAUAUGAAGACAAUUUCUAUAAUGGUUUUAAGAAAUUUAAAAAGAGAUACACUGGUUCUUUAAAAAUAGAAUUUUAUCAUCAAGUUAUUACACAAACUCCACUGUAGGGAGUGACAAGUUUCUAAUAAGGAAAAGGAAGUUUUAAUACUUUCACUCAAGAACUCCACUAAGAUAUUUACUUUGUGGUCAGAAAUACUGAUGACCUUUAUAUACGUAGUCUGUAUAUUCAUAGGGAGAUGUACUGUAUUAUACAAAAUGUAAAGUUGCUUUUUUUGUGACAAGAGGACUUCUUUUUUUAACAAGAAGACAUGGCAUUAUUUUAAUUUGAUUAUGGUGAGUUGAAUUUCAGAAAUGACYGUAAAGGCUGCUUGUAGAACCUAGCGUAUUUUUAUUAAACUAUUUUUUUAAAUGUCAGACUUCUGAUUAUGUAAAUGGACUUAUAAAGAACAAAGAGCAAUUUACUUUGGUUUUAUAGAAAGUUGUUACAUAUCAUGGCUAGUUACCUUUUAUUUCUUUUGAUCAAAUUUUUUCCUUUGAUAGUACUUGUAUUAUUGUGCCAUUAUUUUCUUAUGCUCCUCCAAAUGUACCAAAGAUCCUAAACAGAGUGGAUGCUCACAGCGGAAUAGAAUUUUACUUUCCUAUGGGAAUGCUGUAUUCAGACAUGAAAGAUCUCUCUCUGAUGGAGGUCAGCUUAUUUGAGGGCAGCACUAUUUGGGUUGAGCUGCACCACUCUGGUUAAUACCAAUAGAAAUAAGGAAGUAAAUGCAGGCCAAGAGAUUGUUAUUAGAGGAAGAGAGCAAAUGUCAGCAUCAAAUUCUUUGGGUAUUUCUCUAAGAAUUAAAUAAUCUUUUCUUGCUCAAUAUUUUAGUUCUAAAAUGACUAUCCCAAGGUUUUGGUUUCAUAUGUACUAGUUGAAGAUAAUACUUUAUUAAAGAAUGGCCUAAUGUUUAUCAUAACUGUUAAUUGAUAGAAUUAUAAAUGAAUGAUCUGUGAUCAAAAUCUAAAGUGAUGAUUUAUUUGUAGGAUGUCUUUCCUAAAGGGAAAGAAUUACAUAGGAGCAUUAUACAAAUCUACAAAAACUGAUGACUGUUGCUAAGUAAGUCCCAAUGUUUCAGUAAGGCCAUCCUGAUGUGUCCCCCUCCUUUGGUUUGUUUCUUUAUUUUUAAGCAUUUGUUGAGUACUUUUUAUGUGUUCAUCUAGUAGUUCAUCUCCAUUUUUCUAGUUAGAUCAUGUGACUGAAUAUUUAGGAGAGAAAAUUGUGAAAACUCUGGAGUUAUCUCAAUUUAACUGAUUUUUCUAACUGCCUUUAAUUUAAAAAAGAAAAAAAAAAUCUUUAACUCUUGCUGGGGUUCGUGAGAUUUUCUCUCUCCAACACAUUCCCUUUUAAAAGGGAUUUUAAUCAGCAAAGAUCCCUAGCUACUUGACAUAUUCUCUCUUUGAAUUGUUAAAAUUUAGAACAUUUACAGUGACAAUUUGCUGCAACCAUGAUUAUUUCCUGUUUUCUUUAUUUAAAUUUCACAUUUUCUUUUUAAAAAGGACUGUUUUGCUAGUGUGCUAAUGAAUAGUUAAGACACAAAGAAACUGCAAUAGUCUGUAGUUUAAGUAUCAUAACUAUGCUAGAACAGAAAGAAUACCACUAAUUCAAGUUGACUGAGAGACUGCAAUCAAUAUAAGGAGCAUAUAAGAACAGAGCAUUUUAGUUUUAUUUCCUUCAUUAUUAUCAGAAACAACUUAGAAAUAGUUACGAUUUCUUGGCAUUAGAAGGGACAUUUUGGAAAGUUUGCUUUGUUUAGAGCCUCAUUCUUUGCUGGAGUUAAUAGAGUGGUUCACAUCUUUAGGGAUUUCUCCUCAUCAGAAGCGGUUCAUAAGUGCCUCUCUUAAAGCAAUUAAAGAUUGUGUCUGCCCUCUGGAAGCUACGAAUUUGAUUCAUGAUGCAAAUUAGCUAGAUAAUUUGCAAAGUACCCUUGAGAUUGAAUUUUCUCUAUUAUACAUUUCCCAAACUUCAGGUGAAUCAUUUAAUUUAAAUAACAGAACCCUAUCUAAUCAACUGCACAUAAUGACAUUUUCUUUAAAUUAGACUCUAUUUUGAAUUAAAAGAAUUUUAUUAUAAAUUGUGUGCUUUUGGUUUUUAAGUAUAUAGAAAGCUUGUAUAAUUCAGAUUUUUCGGUUUCCUGAUUUAAUGUAGACAUUGACUUUUUUAUUAAACCUUUGUAUUAAAUCAAAUUAUGAUAUUUUUCUUUUACGAAUUUAUUAUAUUAACAUGGCUUUAAUUCUUUAACUGUAUUAAAGCAUUGUGUUGUCUGAAAAUAAGGAAUCCACUUUCAAAUCAGCCACUUCUAAAAUGGAAUAUAUAGUUGAUCUAAGAAGCUAGUUAGCUUAAUGGAAAGUACCAAAUGUGGACUAUAUAAAAUGUUCUUCGCUAAGGCUUCAGAUAGGGUUUCACUUAUUUCCAUAAUAGCAUCAUACUUCAAUGUUUUGUGUUUUUUUUUAAACACCUGCAUAUCUUUAUGUAAAUCGAAGUUUUAAAAUAUUUUAAGUACAUUUAUUUUUGAUGUUUUAGUGUAGAAAAGCUUUAGACAAUUAGUCUCAACUGGUAGGAGAAACAAAUAUCUUUUGAUGGUCUGCAAAUAAAUUAAUUGAGGUUUUAAUCAGUAAAGAUCCCGAGCUACUAGAAACAUUCUUUGAAUUGUAAAAAUUCAGAACAUUCAAAAUGACUGUUUUGCUGCAUCCAUGAUUAUUUCCUGUUUUCUUUAUUUAAAAUUUAUUUUCUCUUUAGAAGUGCACUUAUUUCUGAAAAAUCUUAA
This is a messenger RNA of Urocitellus parryii (Arctic ground squirrel), 4790 nucleotides long. It is a transcript of the gene Stk38l, whose product is annotated as serine/threonine kinase 38 like. Lineage: Eukaryota; Metazoa; Chordata; Mammalia; Rodentia; Sciuridae. Gene Ontology annotation, molecular function: ATP binding; protein serine/threonine kinase activity. The record is from RefSeq and is a predicted model, not a curated record. Gene Ontology annotation, biological process: protein phosphorylation.